GCAGACUAGGUCGUUGUCGCCAAUGCACAUCCAUGUUUAUUCCACCACGCUCACCCCUUUAUAGGGACCACCUCGUCGCUCAUCCUCCUCCUUGCUCCAUGUCCGUGGCGUGGUCAUGGUGGCGAGGGCAGCCCGGCUGAGCGUUGGUCAUAUAUAGCUCCUGCCUACCUAGUAUGCAGUUCUAACCCGAUCCGUGCAGACGGCUUGACGUGACAAGUAGUAGGUAGGAGGCUGGUCUUGCUAGGAGGAAGGAGGAAGGCCUGGCCAUGGCGCUCGAAGCCGUGGUGUUCCCCAUGGAGCACCUCGCGUGCACGGCCAAGGCGGACUCGGCGUCGCUGGGCUGCGGCUUCGACAUUGACGAUCUCGAGGAGAAGGGCGGCGUGGUUCUGCAGGUAGAGGCCGCGGGCGCGCUGCCGCUCGGUGACGGCGCGGCCACCGCAUGGGACGCAGCUCUCUGCCCAUGCUCCGUCGCUCCUGGUGCCCUGGAGGAGUGCUGGGACGCGCAGCGCCACCUCUCCGUGUCGCCGCCGCCGGUGCCGGCCCCGCCGGGAGGACGCGGCAAGGCGACCGCGUCGGCGGCGCGGAGGCGGCGACGGCGCCCGAAGGCGGUGAAGAACACGGAGGAGAUGGAGAGCCAGCGGCGCAACCACAUUGCCGUGGAGCGCAACCGGCGGCGGCAGAUGAACGAGUACCUCGCCGUGCUCCGCUCCGUCAUGCCGCCCUCCUACGCGCAGCGGGGCGACCAGGCGUCGAUCGUGGCGGGCGCCAUCAACUUCGUCAAGGAGCUGGAGCAGCUGCUGCAGUCGCUGGAGGCGCAGAAGCGGCGGGCGGGCUGCGCCGAGCCGCCGGCGGCGCCGCCGUUCGCCGGCUUCUUCACGUUCCCUCAGUACUCGACCGGCGCGACCGGUGCUGUCGGCGCUAGCGACAGUUCUGGCUCUGCUGGCGGCGAUCAGAGUGGCGGCGGCUGCGCGGGGGCCCGCCGCGGCGUGGCCGACAUCGAGGUGGCCGUGGCGGAGAGCCACGCCAACGUGAAGGUGCUCGCGCCGCGGCGGCCCAGGCAGCUGCUGAGGAUGGUGGUGGCGCUGCAGUGCCUCGGCCUCACCGUGCUCCACCUCUACGUGACCACCACGGCCGACCACCUGGCCUUCUACUCCUUCAGCCUCAAGAUGGAGGAUGAAUGCCGGCUAUCGUCUGUCGACGACAUCGCCGCCGCGGUGAACGAGAUCGUCGCGAAGGUCUCCGACGAGGUCAUCAUUAGUCAGUUAGCUGCCUAGCUGGAACAGUAUUAAGCUAGUGUCAUGUAUUGUAACAUCAAUUUGAUCCUAGAACAUGGAUAACUGAGGCAAGUGGCAAUUCGCGCCAUUGUCAGGCAGUACUACCACUCCAUGUUUGCGUGCAAGUAAACAUGUAUGGAUUGGACCAGCUUAAUUAUAUUUUGCAUCUCAGUACUAA
Messenger RNA from Panicum hallii, 1452 nucleotides. RefSeq names its product transcription factor bHLH94-like. The transcript has 3 exons. Gene Ontology annotation, biological process: regulation of transcription by RNA polymerase II. Lineage: Eukaryota; Viridiplantae; Streptophyta; Magnoliopsida; Poales; Poaceae. Gene Ontology annotation, molecular function: RNA polymerase II cis-regulatory region sequence-specific DNA binding; DNA-binding transcription factor activity, RNA polymerase II-specific; protein dimerization activity. The record is from RefSeq and is a predicted model, not a curated record. The coding region runs from base 267 to 1274 and encodes 335 amino acids.